This is a messenger RNA of Meloidogyne enterolobii, 377 nucleotides long. The record is from the annotation of a GenBank genome assembly. NCBI's taxonomy places the organism in Eukaryota, Metazoa, Nematoda, Chromadorea, Rhabditida, Meloidogynidae.
GCUCCGGCCUAAAUAUGAAUUGUUUUGUAUUCCCCUUACUUUUGUUAUUCUUCCUCAAACUUUUUCAACAAGUUGAAUUGACUAACUAUUAUGAAAUUUUGAAUAUCGACAGAUCAGCAACUAAGGAGGAGAUAGAAGCAGCUUACCAUAAUUCGGUUCAUGAAAUGGUUAAUGAAAAUAAUAGUUUGGAUGAGCAAAGCAAGGAGAUAAAACUGAAGGAUUUAAAGAAAUCUUUUAAAGUUUUAAGCAAUGAAACUAGCCGAGCUAGAUAUGACUAUUAUUUGGGUAUUCUAGAUAACUUUAAAGCAAUUUUUAGUCAUGGAGACUGUAAUAUAUGGUUUCAGUUCGAAACAUCCCAAAAAAUUCGAUCACGAUAA